Messenger RNA from Teleopsis dalmanni, 552 nucleotides. Its product is annotated as bromodomain-containing protein 4-like. The coding region runs from base 1 to 552 and encodes 183 amino acids. The record is from RefSeq and is a predicted model, not a curated record. NCBI's taxonomy places the organism in Eukaryota, Metazoa, Arthropoda, Insecta, Diptera, Diopsidae. The transcript has 4 exons.
AUGGAUCUAUGGACGAAUCAGCGGGUGCAACAGCAUCACGGAUUUUUUCAAAUUGCAUUAGCUGAUGAAGUAGAAGUGGUGAAGCCCAAUAAAGAUGAAAUAUCCGAUCAUGAGAAUGAAGUCGAUCAAGUAGCAUUGGAAUCAGAACAAGAACCACAGUCACCAACGAAAGUAUUAUACCAGCAUAACAUUCAACAACAACAGCCAGGACCAGCAAGAAGUAAUCAUCAAAGUAUAUCAAUGAGUUUGGGUCAACCCUUCGGUCCACCACCGCCGCCAUCACAAUUAGCUUAUCAGGGUCCACCACCGCCACUGCCACCACAACGAGGACCACAAAUACAUGCACCACAAGUAUUGCCAGACUUAAGCGUUGGCGCUUCAAAUACAAAUGAAGUAUGGUCUUCACCAGUACAAGAUAUGCCAAAAAUAAUUUCGUUAGAUGUUAAGUGUGAGAAGAAUGGAAUGAAAGUAUUUGUGCAAUUCGACAAACCAUUCUAUGGCAUUGUCUUCUCGAAGGGUCAUUAUAGGUCCAAUAAAGUUAAAACAGUAUAG